GAGACUUCGUAUACCUAUAUAGGAUGAGAAGAAGAAAAAAGCGAAGAUAGAGAGUAGAGAAAAGAGAGAGAGAGCUCUACGCGAAUAAAAGACAGCAAGAAAGAGACAUACAGAAGGAUAUUAUGGCUUCUACUGUUUCUCCGCCCUUUCUUCUUCUUCUUAUUCUCAUACAAAAACUUUUCUCCUUAUAGUGCACUCUUUUUAUUAUUACUCGUUGUUAUCUUGAUAUUGAAUAAAAAAAGAUAUAUAAAAAGUGAAUCAAGUGCUAGUGUUGUUGUUGGUGGCUAGAUUUUGAUAAGAAAAGGAGAAGAGAGGGUGGGGGGUUAUCAAGCUACGGUUGCUGCUGCUGAUAUGGAUAUUGAAACUUGAGACCGAGAUAGAUAUUUUUUUCUUUUUCUACGAAUAAUUAAAAAAUGUUUCGGGUACGAAUGCGAGCGAGACGCAUGUAAAAACAAAAACGUCCAUCUUUUAUCCCUUCUCAUUCCGCGGCUCAAUUUUUUAUUAUCUUCUCUUGAUCAAGCUUUCUGUCAGGAACAAACUUGUAAAUGAUCAAAAUGUAUGAGAACGAACCUGUGGAAUAUAUUGUUAUAAAACCAGAGUCCAUUGAACUAUUUAAUGAGGAUUGGAUAAAAGAUGAUUCAAUUAACCCUGAUCAAGAGUUUCCAAGUGACAAUAUUGAUGAGUGUUGUUUUGUGAUUCCUUCAGGAGAAGUUAUUAGAUUAAAUAACGAAGACACAAUAAAAACUCCGUUUUAUUUGGAAAGUUAUUUUUUGGACAAUGAUAGAUUUAGAAGUAAGUCUCCUAGUGUACCUACUGUCCAGUAUAUCGUGGAAGUGGACAGAGUUUCGUGUUUUGAGUGUGACAUUGUCUUUUGCAACGAGCACAAAUUACUCGAGCACCUCAUGACUCACAUAGACAUACAUAGGAUGGGAUGUAACGUUUGUGAUCGGGAUUUAAAUUCGGAAGAAAAGUUUCAUCUUCAUACUAUGGCUGUAACUUGGCAAAGCGUGUACUAUUGUGAUUUUUGCAGAAAAUCCUGUGCUGGCGUGGUUAGGUCCAAGAGCCAACCUCCACCUCCAGGAAAGACAUACAUGUGCCAUGAUUGUGAAUACUUAACAAAUCCUUAUAAUGUGAAUUUUCAAAGUUUAAAGUCUAGAGCCAUAAAACCAACAUUCAUCUCACUUCCUCCUCUAGAAGUUCCAAUACUUAAUCCAGUCUCACAACCGACAGAAGUGCUACAAGACCAUAAACAGAAACCCGCCAAUGAGGCAAAACACGAAAAUUCCUCAACCGAAAAUUCAACUCCCGAGAUGCAAGACUGCUGCAAGCCCCACAAAGAAAACAAGAAAACAACGGGAUCGAAGCCUAGAGUUAAAGUUGUGAGUGAGUGCAUGAAACAGACUCCAAAAAUGACCACGCGAUCACAGGCAAAAGAACAACUAGUUGAGUCUUAUGAGUGCAGUGAGUGUCAAAUUUCAUUUAAAGAUGAAUAUUGUCUGAUGCAACACAUGAAAAACAAGCAUAAGUUCCACAAGCUCAGGUACAUCUGUAAGUUCUGUGAUAAGGAGUUUACUCAGCAGCGCAGUUACGAAAAACAUGUGAGGAUCCACCAGCUUGCAAAAAAUUACAUGUGCUUUCUCUGUAAUAUUGCAUUUUUGUCUAAAUCUGAACUCGUACAUCAUGCACGUUGUUAUCAUAACGUAACUGGGUUGAUUAAUACCUACUGUGAUGAUACGAACAAUGUAGCUUUGGAGUUGCAAAGAUCGUGA
Copidosoma floridanum is the source of this 1769-nucleotide messenger RNA. RefSeq lists its product as uncharacterized. Gene Ontology annotation, cellular component: nucleus. Gene Ontology annotation, biological process: regulation of transcription by RNA polymerase II. NCBI's taxonomy places the organism in Eukaryota, Metazoa, Arthropoda, Insecta, Hymenoptera, Encyrtidae. Gene Ontology annotation, molecular function: RNA polymerase II cis-regulatory region sequence-specific DNA binding; DNA-binding transcription activator activity, RNA polymerase II-specific. The record is from RefSeq and is a predicted model, not a curated record.